Molecule: messenger RNA, 4352 nt
Organism: Brassica napus (rape)
Lineage: Eukaryota; Viridiplantae; Streptophyta; Magnoliopsida; Brassicales; Brassicaceae
Product: FHA domain-containing protein PS1
Exons: 7
Coding region: 109-4164 (1351 amino acids)
Cellular component (GO): nuclear membrane
Molecular function (GO): protein binding
Source: RefSeq, a predicted model, not a curated record
UUCUUCAACGGCUAACCCUCAUUUUCAAAAUCAAAACUCGUACAAAUCGCCAAGAGAGUUACGAGAUCUGAAAAAACACUAUUGAAGGAGGUCGAGGAAGAGGAGGCGAUGGAGAACCAACGAGCCCCGGAGAAGACGAUCCCCGUCUUCACUGUGCUAAAAAACGGCGCGAUUCUCAAAAACAUAUUCGUCGUCAACAACAGUAGUCCCGAUUUCUCUUCGCCGGAGGCAGAGGAGAUUCUGCUCGUCGGCCGGCAUCCGGACUGCGAUAUUCUCCUGACGCAUCCUAGCAUCAGCAGAUUCCACUUGCAGAUCCGCUCUCUCCCCUCUCGUCAGAAGCUCUUCGUCACGGAUCUCUCCUCUGUGCAUGGGACAUGGGUUGCGGAUCAGAAAGUUGAGCCAGAUGCGUGUGUUGAGGUGAAGGAAGGUGAUGUUAUUAGGAUUGGGGGUUCGACUAGGAUCUAUAGGUUACAUUGGAUUCCACUGAGCCGUGCGUAUGAUUCCGAUAAUCCAUUUGUUCCACCAUCUAUACCGAUGGAACAAGAUGAAGAGCUUGAAGCAGAAAAUCUAGUGGUUGCACAUCAGUCAGGUGAUGAUGGAGAUGGACUUUUGGAUGUGACGUCUGAAGGAAGUGGUUCAUCAGUAGUCCCUAGUGAGGAUGAGGAUACAACAAGGGAAGUUUUGUUGCCAGUUGCACCUCCUAGAGAUUCUGUCAAUACAGAAAAGCUACAAUCCAAUGAAGAUUUGCAGACUUCAUCAAAGUUGGAGUUGGAUGCUGAAGAAGCCGCAGCAGAAAUGCCAAUUAGCAGUAGCUACCCGGAGGCCUUAGCUUGUUAUGAACCUAAAGUUCCUGCAGAAGCUAAUGAAUGGGGUGUCAGAGGAGACGGUGGUCUGCUUCUGGAUGUGAUGUCAGAGAUGAUAGAGUCAUCAGUCCCUAAUGGGGAGGAGGAUCCAUGUCUAGCUGCAAAGGAGACUUCAUCGCUUCCUCUCCCACGAGAUUCCACUGAGACAGAAGAUCUACAGCUCACAGAUGUUAUAGAAGCCAACACAGAAAAUUCAAGUAGCUGCAGCUCCCUAAGAAAGGCACAGAUUGAUGGUGUCUUUGAAGACUCAGGUUGUGCUUCUUUUGAAUUGGCUGCAGAGGCUGAGACUUUGAGCCUUUGUCAAGAAGUCUGUGGAGAAAAUCAAAUGGUUGCACUUCAGUCACUAGCGGAUUCAGGUGAUGAUGGAGAUGGACAUUUAUAUGUGACGUCUGAAGGAAGUGGUUCAUCAGUCCCUAGUGAGGAUGAUGAGGAUACAACAAGGGAAGUUUUGUUGCCAGCUGCACCUCCAAGCGUUUUGUCGUCACUACCUAGAGAUUCUGUCAAUACAGAAAAGCUACAAUCCAGUGAAGAUUUGCAGACUUCGUCAAAGGGGGAGUUGGAUGUUGAAGAAGCCGCAGCAGAAAUGCCAAUUACCAGCUGUGGCUCAAGUAAGCCGCAGAGUGAUAGCUACCCGGAGGCCUUAGCUUGUUCUGAGCUUGAAGUUCCUGCAGAGGCUGAUGAAUGGGAUGUCAGAGGAGACGGUGGUCUGCUUCUGGAUGUGAUGCCAGAUAUGAUAGAGUCUUCAGUCCCUAAUGGGGAGGAUGAUCCAUAUCUAGCUGCAAAGGAGACUUCACCGCUUCCUCUCCCACGAGAUUCCACUGAGACAGAAGAGCUACAGCUCACAGAUGUUGUCCAGGCUUCAGCAGAAUUGACCGUGGAUAUUAUAGAAGCCAACACAGAAUAUCCAAGUAGCUGCAGCUCCCAGUUCCUAAGAAAGGCACAGAUUGAUGGUGUCUUUGAAGACUCAGGUUGUGCUUCUUUUGAAUUGGCUGCAGAGGUUGAGACUUUGAGCCUUUGUCAAGAAGUCUGUGGAGAAAAUGAGUGUGACACCAAGCAAGUAAUGGAAGUAUAUGCUGAACCACUAACUGAGGCUGAAAAUCAGAUUCACGUAGACAAUGGAGAAAUUGAGGUAUCUCCCAGUUCCUCUUCUCAAUCUGACCGACUGAUAGAAAUUUUAACUGAAGAUGGCAUAAGCGAUGAUGCACUGUCUCAGAUGAAUAGCUCUAGGAGCGGUAAAUCUGCUUUUGUUCCAUUACUUGAAUCCCCGGGUUGUUCUGCAUUUGAACUGUCUGCAGAGGUUGAGAUUAUGAGCCCUCGUCAAGAAGUCAGCGAAGAAAUAGGUUUUGUGACAGAGAAAAUAGAGGAAGCAUCUACCGAACCACUAACUAAAGCUGACGUUCAGAGUCACCAAGAGAAUGGAGUUACUGAGGUCUUUAGGCCAGUUAUUGAAGUAUCUUCCUGUCCUCAAAUUGAGCCAAAGUUAGUAGGAGAUGCCCGAGGCCUCUUAGACUCUGAAGUAGCCAUAGAGGCCGAUAGUCAGAACCUACAGAAAAAGAGCAACAGAGAAACCAGGAUCAGUUCAAGCGAAGUCAGUAUAGUAUCUGAUUGUUUGUUCGCUGGCAAGACGGAAGAUAUCCAAAGUCUAUGGUCGAGUAGGCAGCUACUUCCUGAGAGUGAACUCGGGGAUCCAUCUGAGAUCUUGAGUGAAGUGAACCUCGCAGGAAAUCAGAACAAAAUAUCAGCAAUGAGCAGAGAGACUGAACAAAUAUUUGAUGAUGGGAGAAGCUCGGGCCAUCCCGAGGAACAAAAACAGAGUGGUGCACAACGUUUCUUGUUGACACCAAAUCAGGAAUCCAAAACAGAAAUCUCAUUUGGCUCUGGGAAAUCUGAAGAAUCUUACAGCCUAAGCGAAAUAGAGGGAGAAGGAUAUGCUGAUAAGGAGGCUACAAAACCUACUCAAAAACUGCCUUCUGAUUAUACUGGAAGCCAAGAAAACCAGAGUCCCCAAACACUCGCUGUUAGAUAUGAUGUACUGUCUGAGAUGGAUAGCUCUAGAAGCUCCUCGAGCACAAACAAUAUUUGGUCUAGGAGGGGGAAAGCUGCUUCUGUUCUACAGGUCCGGACCAACAAGAGUGAAGGAAAGCAAAAACAGAUUGGGAAACCAAAAGCCCAGUUGCAGAGAAAACUAGAACCAGAGAUCUUUACUCCUGACAAGGAGAAUCUGACCCCAAACUCUCAUAUGCUAAAACGCUUGCGAGAAGUUGGUGAGAUUAAGGAUACUAAAGGUUCCUCCUCUAAGGCAAUACGUAAACCAUUCUUUGAUACUCAUGUGGAAGAAAACCUGAUGGUCGAACAGAAACAAGAUGCUCACUGCAUGAGCAGCAACUCAAAGGUAGCUCAUGAGCCUAUGGCACAAAAGAAGAAAGCUGAACGAGCACCUUUUCAACAUCUGCUUGACAAAUCUUCAUCGCAGAGCCAAUCAUACACCGAGGCUUCUUCUACUGCAGCAGCACGAACCAACAUUUCUUGGGGGCUUCGUUCGUCUUCUAACCUUUCUGAUGGUAAGAACAAGAUGAAAUGGACCAUUGUGUUGGACACUUCUUCCCUCCUCAACAAGGAAUCUAGGAAACCAUUGCACCUACUCCAAGGUCUCAAGGGGACACAUAUAGUCGUACCAAGAACAGUGUUAAGGGAACUAAAUGAGAUGAAGCGCGGUCGCUGUCUUCUGUUUAGUAGAACAGCAGAGAUGGCUUCCUCAGCUCUGGAUUGGAUCGAAGAGUGUAAAGUUAGUACCAAAUGGUGGAUUCAACUCCAAAGCCCAUCAGAGGAAACUAAAGCAACUGCACCAACACCACCAGUCACUUCUCAGUCAAAUGGAUAUUCAUUUCCGUUUUCACUUGACUGGAAUAGUUAUGCACCGGAGAUCGAUUCUCCUACAUCAGAAGAUCAAGUUCUCGAAUGUGCACUUCUUCACAGAAACCGUAACAGAGAUGUACAACUCGUUCUUCUUAGCAACGAUGUAACUCUCAAGAUCAAAGCCAUGGCAGAGGGUGUAAUGUGCGAGACGGCACACGAGUUCUACGAGAGUCUGAAGAAUCCGUACUCGGAGAGGUUUAUGUGGCCAGAGAGUUUGCCGAGAGGAAGGACUUGGAGUCAUGAAGACGAUACUGUGUUUAGAGAAAGGUACGACAACCGGAAGCUAACGUUCAAUGGAGGAAGAAGAGGAGAGAUUGGUGCAACAGCAGCAAAAGGCUUGAAGCUCAUACUGCUCUAUAACUCUCAGUAUGGCCACAUUCGUUGAUGCAUCUCUUUUUUUCGUUCUCAAAUUUCAUGUAAGCCAAAUCACUUCAACUCGCUUACACAUGGGAUUUUUUUUAGGGUAAUGACAUUUUCAUAUCAUCAUGACAUUUUGUUGUUGGAGUUACAUCUGUCUUCGUCGUACCUUCGAAAAUUAGAAUCUAUUCUAUUAAAAUAGAAGUUACAACCUCA